GCAAGUCAUUACCAUGUGGUCAUGCCGAAACGGUCUAAAGGUUGGAUUUCAUAGGUUAGAAGGUCUACAAAAGUGUAACUAUCGUAUCGAGUUGUUUGGUUGCAUCUUAAUCAUCGAUACCAGCAACUGAAACAUUGUUGUAUAAUUUAAGAAUUAAAAAUAUUUACGAACAUGAAGCAAGAACAGCUAAAAGGUUGGUGGUUGAUAUGGUGGUUAUUUACGUUAUUUGGAUUUCCAAUAACAAUUCCAUGGUUAUUAUACCACUUUUACGAUCUCAUGCAGUAUAAACGGAGGAAAACAACGCUCCGUGGAAAAGUUGUAAUGAUAACUGGAGCUAGUUCCGGAUUAGGAGAAGCAUUGGCACAUACCUUUUAUAAUUGUGGUUGCAAAGUGAUUUUAGUUUCCAGGAGGAAAGAAGAAUUGGAAAGAGUGAAGAAUUCUUUAAUAAAUACCCAUCAUACAAUACCAACUUAUCCUCCUGUAAUCCUACCAUUGGAUAUAACUGACAUUAAUUCUCUAAAUUCUGAAGUAGGAAAAGUAAUUGAAAUUCAUGGACAAGUUGAUAUUUUAAUUAAUAAUGCUGGUAUUUCUUACAGAGGAGAAGUAGUUAAUACAAAUGUAGAUGUAGAUAUAAAAAUAAUGCUCACAAAUUAUUUUGCUCAAAUUGCAUUGGCAAAAGCUGUGCUUCCAUUUAUGAUAAAACAAAAAUAUGGUCAUAUAGUAUGCGUAAGUAGCGUACAAGGAAGAAUUGCUAUUCCAUACAGAUCUGCGUAUGCCGCAUCUAAACACGCGUUACAAGCAUGGUGCGAUAGUUGUAGAGCAGAGUUGGCUGAUCAAAAUAUAAAAGUUAAUGUUAUCAGUCCUGGUUAUGUACGCACUGCUCUUUCUCUCAAUGCCUUAACAGGAAAUGGGCAAGUCUAUGGAGUAAUGGAUAAGUCCACGGAAGAAGGAUACUCUACCGAGUAUGUCGCAGAACGCAUUUUAAAAGCAAUAUUGAAGGAUGAGAAGGAUGUAAUUAUAGCUACAUUUACUCCAAAGAUUGCAAUAUAUUUACGGACUUUAUGUCCAUCGCUUUAUUUUUGGAUUAUGCAUAAACGGGCGAGAAAGUCUGAAAAAGACGCAUAAUGUUCAAUGUUAUGUUACAAAGUAUCUUAAAGUAGUUGUUCUUACGUUAUAUUUUCUAUUGUUUAUACGAAGUACUUACAUUUUCGAAAUAAUAAUAUUUCGUUGUAUCACAUGUUGUAUAUAAAACGAAACCUAGAAUGUAAUAAAUUUAUAAUAUUUAUCUGUUGUCACUGAUAGGUGUAGGAUACACAUAUUUUACAUGGUUCGUUAAUAGAAAUGGGAAACAAUGCUAUUAAUUAAAAUGAACGUAAUUAUAUCCAAA
Molecule: messenger RNA, 1387 nt
Organism: Megalopta genalis
Lineage: Eukaryota; Metazoa; Arthropoda; Insecta; Hymenoptera; Halictidae
Product: dehydrogenase/reductase SDR family protein 7-like
Cellular component (GO): membrane
Source: RefSeq, a predicted model, not a curated record